AAAGGUAUUGGAAAAACCAAACUCAAGUCCAAUUCUUGGCUCACAUUUGGUAACUCUGAUUAUUGCUGACUUAGGCAUCGGAGUAUCUACCCCGAGGACCCACCUCGGGGCUUUGCAGGUCGGCCGAAGUAAGCGAACAGGAUCCCGAAAUGCCCAAGCACUUGCAACUACAUUGGCGCCGUCUGUGGGAAACGAGCUAAAAGCUUUCAUUAGCGGCUGUCGCAAUGGUGAACACACACUCAGCACAACACGGAAGCCCUAAACAAGGGCGUGGCAGAGGUCAACUCCCCAGCGGGAACCCUGCAUCUCAUACCGUCCCACCCCUUACAACCCAACCUCAGCAUAUAGAGGGAACUGGUGAGAACAACCCAAAUUCAACAGGAAACCUAAACCCCAUAGCCGCCCAACUUAAUGUCAUACAGCAGCAGUUCGGCGUGUUUCAACUUGUGCUCGUGCAACUGUUAGCCAGGGAUAAUCCAGGCGACCCCCUCAUUGCCCUGCUCAAUCCCACCAACCAAAUGCCUACCCAACGGCCUCAACACGUAACCUCACCCGUCCGAACCGCCACUCUGCCUCGCAACGACUCUCCAGCCCACUCACACAUGGCACCUCUACCUCAGCCGCCACCUCAACCGGUCGCCUCAGACCUCCCCAGAGGGAACUUCGAAAAAGUGCUACCCGAGAACCGAACUCCACAAACUCCGACCCUCCCGAGUUCAGCCCCGAUUCCCACCCCCCUCAAUCCCAGCAUUCUCCAGGAGUCGUACCCGUCAGGGUUCCGAAUGCCACACUUUGAAACAUACGAUGGCACUAAGGACCCCGAUGACCAUUUGCAUGCCUUUUGCUCCAUUAUGCAGGCUCAGAACGCCUCAGAUGCCUUGAUGUGCAAGAUAUUUCCUUCUACAUUGCGAGGAAACGCUCGGACCUGGUACUAUAGCUUGCAGCCGAGCUCGGUCAGUUCCUAUGCCGAACUGGCCGCGUUCUUCGCAACCAAGUUCUCCAGUCGUCGAUUAAUUAAGAAGACGACCUCCGAGCUCAUGCGGGUGGCCCAGAGGAAAGGCGAAUCCUUUAAAAAUUAUAUGAAUAGAUUCAACGACGCAGUGCUCGAGAUCAGCUCUUUCAAUCAUGGUGUGGGGUUGGCCGCAUUGACUGCAGGCCUCAAGCAUGACAGAUUCCGGGAUAGCCUGAUCAAGCAUGCACCUACCACCUUUGAUGAGGCCAACGAAAGGUCAUGGAAAUUUAUUCAAGCGGAGGAAUAUGCGUUGUCCGGCAAAGCAACUCCGAGUAAAGAGGUCAGACCUCCGACCUGGAGAGAAGAAGGGCAGAGCAAGAAGAGAUUUAAACCUGUACAGAAUCGAGGUCCACUCCAGCCCAGGACAGACAGACCCCCAACUGUAACUCAACCUAUGUCUAAGCAAAUCACCUGGACUCCAUUUAUACUGCCAAGGUCGCAGAUUUUAAUGCAAAUCAAAAACAAAAUGGAACUCAGAAGGCCCCUGCCUAUGCGGAGUCCUCCUACCACCCGAGAUCAUAGCAAGUACUGCGACUUCCACCAGGACCACGGCCAUACCACGGAGGAAUGUCAAAGCCUGAAGUCAAAACUGGAGGGUUUAGCGCGGAAAGGCAUGCUCAAUGAAUACGUCUCUAAAGGGGAUCAACCUAGAUUCGUUCGAGAACAAGGACGGCCUCAGGCACCUCGGGAGGCAAGCAACAGGGUCGGCGUUGGCUACCAACAAACGCCACCCCCACUCCCCCCACCCUCACGUAUCAUUCAUAUGAUCACAGGGGGGUUAGAAGCUGGCGGAAUGAGCUUAAAACAGCAGAAGUUGUAUGUUCGGGAAGUCAAACAUCAGAACCGGGUUCAGAAGAGAAAAUUCGAUGAGACAGAUUGGAGAAACCAACCCAUAACUUUCAGCGCAGUUGACUUUGACGGUGUUAUUACCCCCCACAAUGAUCCACUUGUCACCUCGGUCAUUGUUAACAGCUGUGAAGUCCACCGCGUCCUUGUUGACACGGGAAGCGCCCCGGACAUAAUGUACUAUCAUUGUUUCGAAAGCCUAGGUCUCGACCCAGCUCUCCUGCAGAAAUAUGACGGUCCUAUCUACGGCUUCAACAAUCAACCAGUCCCUGUGGAAGGUGUCCUCACGCUCAAGGUAGCCUUCGGUUCAGGUCGGACAUAUGUUACUCCGUCAGUUCGGUUUUUGGUCGUAAAGAUGGCAUCCUCUUUCAACAUCGUCAUCAGGCGGCCAACUUUGACAGAAAUCCGAGCUGUCGUUUCGCAGUCCCACCUAUGCAUGAAAUUCCCCACCCCUAUGGGAGUAGCAACUCUGAGGGGCAAUCAAGAAGUAGCUCGGCAUUGCUAUAUGACCUCGGUCACUUUACCUCAGAGGGAUAAGCUAAUAACGCCAGCUCCAAUUCAGGCAGAGAUACCAUCCACCCAGCAGGUAAUGGGUAUAGAGCUGCCAGACUAUAGACCUAACGACGACGCCAGAGCAACCCCAGUAGAAGAGGUGGAAGAAAUACAGCUUGACCCCAAUGACCCUACUAGAAAAACACAGAUUGGCAUUAAACUCAAGCCGGAAGAGAAGGGAGAACUCAUUGAUUUCCUGAAGUCGAACAGGGACGUCUUCGCCUGGACCUCGGCCGACAUGCCUGGCAUACCAGCCUCGGUUGCAGUCCACAAGCUCGGCACUAACCCUAUAGAAGCAUUGGAGGUCAGUACUGACCCCGAAACUCCGAGCUGGACUGACCCCAUCAAAGCCUACCUACAGGAUGGAACUGUCCCACCCGAUAAGCAAGAGGAGCUGAAGCUACGAAGAAAAGCGUCAAGAUACACCUUGCUUGAUGGCAUUCUGUAUAAAAGGUCCUACUCACUUCCCCUUCUCCGCUGUUUAACCCCCUAUGAGGCUGAGUAUGCUCUCCGCGAAGUACACGAGGGUGUAUGUGGAAGCCAUGUCAGAGCUCGGACUUUGGCCCAUAAGGUACUUCGUCAAGGGUACUACUGGCCUAACAUGCAGGAGGAUGCUGCGCGGUUUGUGCAGAAGUGCCAGAAGUGUCAAUUUUUUGCACACCUGACCCACCAGCCAGCAGAAGAACUCAGAAACUUAGUGGCACCAUGGCCUUUUGCCCAAUGGGGGCUUGAUCUGCUCGGUCCUUUUGUCAAAGGUGUGGGGGGAGUAACACAUCUGGUCGUGGCAGUCGACUAUUUCACGAAAUGGGUCGAAGCACGACCCCUGUCCAGUCUGACCUCAAGAAGGAUUGAAGAUUUUGUCUUCAGUGCAAUCAUUUGCCGAUACGGCAUACCGAAUCAAAUUGUCACUGACAAUGGGCCUCAGUUCAAUUGCACCUCCUUUAGGGACUUCUACUACAACUAUGGAAUUAAAUUACUGUUCACUUCGGUUUAUCACCCUGAGACUAAUGGAAUGGUCGAAUCAAUGAACAAAACUAUUCUAGAAGGGCUUAAGCCGAGGUUGGACCAGCUCAAAGCCAAAUGGGCAGACGAGCUCAACAACGUCUUGUGGGCCUACCGAACUACAACCAGAACGGCUACAGGUAUGCUAAUGACCUCUAGUCAUACCGACGUCCUAGAACUCACUUUUUUACCAAUUUCGUAAACCACAACUCUUUUCAAUGAACUAGGCGAAACGCC
This is a messenger RNA of Rubroshorea leprosula, 3649 nucleotides long. The record is from the annotation of a GenBank genome assembly. NCBI's taxonomy places the organism in Eukaryota, Viridiplantae, Streptophyta, Magnoliopsida, Malvales, Dipterocarpaceae.